CAUCGUUUCGAUGGUGACUGCUCGGAUGCUUCAAUCGCUUCUUCGAUACCUUUGAAAUUUCGGAGCUACAAAAUUGAAUCGAUUUGGAAUUGAAAAUUGAUGCGUUUAACAAAAACAAUUCAUUAGAAUUAUUUCAAAUGGAAUUCGAUCGAUGGAAUCGAAGUAGAAACAAUUGAAUAGUUGUGAAUCAAUGGCAGGUCUUCCACUACCGCCUCCAAACCCUCCACCAUUAUCAACUCGCAAUCAGACUUCAACUUCAAGCUCCGCGAACUUCGCUCAAAUUCCUUCAUGGGUAUCGCUGAAACGCAGUUCUUCUACGAUCAAAACCGAGAAAAUCCAACAAGGGAAGCUCGAGAAUUUACAUUUGGUUUCACUUUCCAAACAAGGGAAGCUCAAGGAAGCCCAUGAUUUUCUCAAAGAAAUGGACGAUGCUGAUGUUUCUGUCACUCCACACUCGUAUCAAUGCCUAUUUGAAGCAUGUGGGAAGUUGAGAUCCUUGGCUGAUGGAAGAUUAAUUCACGAUCGGCUGCGAAGAACAGUGAAGAACCCAUCUGGGUCUAUUGAGAAUUGUCUUCUGAGAAUGUACUGUGAUUGUGGGAGUUGCAUAGAUGUACAGAAAGUGUUCGAUGAAAUGCUUAUGAAAAACUUGGUGUCUUGGGUUAUAGUCAUAUCUGCUUAUGCCAAGAAUGGAGAAUUGGAGAAAGCUAUUAGGUUGUUUUCUGAUAUGCAGGCAUCGGGAAUUAGACCGAACUCUGCUGUCUAUAUGAGCCUCUUGCAGUCUUGCUUGGGUCCUUCAUUUCUAGAGCUUGGUAAACAGAUACAUUCCCAUGUGAUUAGAGCUCAGUUGAAUGCCAAUAUUACAGUGGAAACAGCCAUAUGCAACAUGUAUGUGAGAUGUGGGUGGUUAGAGGGGGCCAAGCUUGUUUUUGAUGGGAUGGAUGCACAGAAUGCUGUGACUUGGACUGGGUUGAUGGUGGGUUACACUCAAGCCAAGAAGCUGGAGGUUGCUUUGGAACUGUUUGCUAGGAUGGCAAUGGAAGGCGUGGAAUUGGAUGAGUUUGUAUUCUCUAUUGUUCUCAAGGUGUGUUGCGGGCUGGAGGAUUGGGAUAUGGGGAGGCAGAUUCAUAGUCACAUUGUUAAACUUGGGGCCGAAUCAGAAGUUUCAGUGGGGACUCCUCUUGUGGACUUCUAUGUCAAAUGUGGAGAUAUAGAAUCUGCAUAUCGAUCAUUUGGGAGGAUAUCUGAACCAAAUGAUGUUUCAUGGAGUGCUCUAAUUUCGGGUUUUUCCCAAUCUGGUAGGUUGGAGGAUUGUAUUAAGAUCUUUACGUCUUUGAGGAGUGAAGGCGUGGUUUUAAAUUCUUUCAUAUACACCAGUGUUUUUCAAGCCUGUGCGGCACAAGCAAACUUGAACAUGGGCAGCCAAGCUCAUGGGGAUGCAAUAAAAAGAGGUCUUGUUUCAUACCUAUAUGGAGAGAGUGCAAUGGUUACUAUGUAUUCAAAAUGUGGGAGACUAGACUAUGCUCGUCGGGCCUUUGAAUCGAUAGAUGAGCCUGAUGCUGUGGCUUGGACUGCUAUAAUUUCAGGUUAUGCCUAUCAUGGCAAUGCUGCAGAAGCUCUAGGGUUUUUCAGGAGGAUGCAGAGUUAUGGUGUUAGGCCAAAUGCAGUUACCUUCAUAGCAGUUUUAACUGCUUGUAGCCAUUCGGGUUUAGUUGCAGAGGCCAAGCAGUACCUCGGCUCAAUGAGCAGGGACUAUGGUGUGAAGCCAACGAUUGAUCACUAUGAUUGUAUGAUUGAUACAUACUCUCGUGCUGGGCUGCUCCAGGAGGCACUUGAAUUGAUAAACAGGAUUGCCUUGUACCAGCUCCACCUUGUGAAAGCAGAAACCGCUAGAGCUUUCAUCCCAAAAGAGUUCAGAUUAGUUGAAGCUUUUGGAUACACUCUUGGUGGCUUUUUUCUUGCCAGUUAUGAGGACAGCCCAGCUGGAGUUUUUGAUGAGCUCGUGGUGAUUGCAGGGAUAGUGUGGAACCCACCAACAUCUUGCGCAUGGGCUGCUAGAGUGCUUGUGAACAGUGAUGAAGCUUGUGUUCAUGGACGGAAGGCUGUAGGGCUUCCAAGUCAGGUUGCGAGGUUUUCAAAGAGAAUUACUGCAAUUCCAAGGCAACAAAGGAGUAAGACCAAUGGCUUUCUUAACAUGAUCGGCAUCGGUAAUACUUUCAAUAGUCCAAAGGAUUGUAUGGAUGUUCAAGUGACAGAAAUUGAGGGUCAUACUGCUGCAGAUGCCUGUAGUGUUAACCUUAACACUGCUGUGCCUUUGCUGAAACCCGAGAAGUGGAUGGGGCCAGCUAUCAAAAUGUCGCUUCCAAGCUUUAGUGGCCAUACGGUGUAUAAUCCGAACCUUCUCAAAUACUCCUGCCAAAUCGAAUGCAGGGUGAGAGCAGUGAAGCCAGCCAGAGUAUCAAGUCCCUCUCCUGGGCCAAAAAAUGAGAAGGAAAAUGAGAAAGAAGGAUCUCCCAGACACCAGAUUUUCAGUUCCAUGGACUCCACAGCUGUAGAAACCAUUGAAAAUGGAGAAAACCUCUGCGUUUCCGUGAUGUUAUCUAAGCCUGUAUUAGCUCUGGAGUUUAACUGUCUGAACAUGCAAGUUGAAGCCCCCAUUGUAGUUUCCCACUGCUCCAAGAACACUUUAGGAGGUUCUUGAUCAUCUCCUUGGUUUUUUCUUUUUCUUUUUCCAGCUGAUUAUGUACAAUAAAUCGAUAAUCCAAGUUUCUUUGCCUGGUUUUGCUCCUAA
This is a messenger RNA of Vitis vinifera (wine grape), 2788 nucleotides long. RefSeq names its product pentatricopeptide repeat-containing protein At5g13270, chloroplastic. The transcript is spliced from 10 exons. The record is from RefSeq and is a predicted model, not a curated record. Bases 191 to 2698 code for a protein of 835 amino acids. NCBI's taxonomy places the organism in Eukaryota, Viridiplantae, Streptophyta, Magnoliopsida, Vitales, Vitaceae. Gene Ontology annotation, biological process: RNA modification. Gene Ontology annotation, molecular function: protein binding; RNA binding.